AUGAAGAAGAAACCUGAGACUGGUAUUUGCCAUUCACCUUCGGAUCUGGUUCUUGUUGAACCCGAGUAUUGCCCCCAGGCCGUUGUGGAUUGGUACAUAUUGGGUGAAGACGAGGGUUAUACGAGUAGUUUCAAGAAGAGAGAUGGGAGCGAAAAGGCAAGAAAGCAUCUCGCAGCGAUGGGGUGGGUGUUCUGGUAUGGUCAGAAGGGAUUAAGGCGUGAGUUGCGCUACACUUCACCUACUGGAAGAUGUUUUUACUCGCUUCGAUCAGCAUGCAAAUGCUGUAUUGCUCAAGGAGGAGUUUCUGGGAUUGCUGGGUCUAAUCCUGUUUCCAAAACAGAGUGUGUUGCUUCUACUUCUCUUUCUAAAACAGAAACCCUUACUUCCUCUGUUUGUGAAACGGUUGCUCAUAAUCGUAAGUCUGUGAAACGCAUUAAUCUCGGUGAUGAUAAAACUGAUCGGUCGACCCUUAAUGCUUCUGGCUCUGUUUGCAAAAGGGUUGCCUCUACCUCUGUCUGUGAAACGGCUGCUCGUAAUCGUAAGCCUGGGAAACAAAUUAAUCUCGGUGAUGAUAAAACUGAUCAGACCCUUAAUUCUGGUUCUGUUUGCAAAAGGGUUGCCUCUAGCUCUGUCUGUGAAACGGCUGCUCGUAAUCGUAAGCCUAUGAAAUGCAUUAAUCUCGGUGAUGAUAAAACUGAGACCCUUGCUUCUGCUGUUUGUGAAACGGCUGCUCGUAAUUGUAAGCCUAUGAAAUGCGUUAAUCUCAGCGACGAAGUUAAGGGCGAGUUAGCCGGCCAUCCAAACAGAAGACCGGGAAAGGUACUGGCGGAUUUGAAGAAAAUAAGGGAUGAUCAUUCAGGCGUCACUCAGUCUAAGAGUGUGCUCGGAUCGAGAAAAAGAGUGAUGCGUGGAGUAAUUCCCAAGUGCCCAACAACUUUAUCUUGGUUGGUAGACAACGGUGUGGUGUUGCCGAGGACAAGAGUACAUUACCGUGCUAAGAAUGAUUCUGCUCCAAUGAAAGAAGGGCACAUAACUCGUGAUGGGAUUGAGUGUAUUUGUUGCCGUAAUGUGUAUACUCUUUCUGGUUUUGAAGCUCAUGCUGGUAGUACAAAUCACAGACCGGCAGCCAAUAUUCUACUUGAAGAUGGGAGGUCUCUGCAAGAUUGCCAAAGGCAGGCGACGAAUAUUACAAAUCAGAACAAAAGCUUCACAACAAAGCGACAAGAGAAUGAUGAGAUAUGCUCUGUUUGUCACUAUGGGGGUGAGCUGGUUUUAUGUGAUCAGUGUCCAUCCUCGUUCCACAAGAGUUGUCUUGGCUUGAAGAAUGUUCCAGAUGGUGAUUGGUUUUGCCCAUCAUGUGCUUGUGGAAUUUGUGGUCAUGGCAAGAUUCAACAAAACAAAAGAGAUUCUGUGGAUGACAGUUUCGUUACUUGCAAGCAAUGCGAGCACAAAUUUCAUAUUGAGUGCAUAAGGAGUAAAGAGGCGGCGGUCAACAAAGAUCAUUGCUUUUGUGGCAGAAAGUGUGAGUAUAUAUUUUUGGGCCUUCGAAAGCUUUUAGGAAACCCAAUUCCAGUGGGUAAUGAUAAUUUGACUUGGACAUUAUUGAAGUCCACAGAGGCUGAAAGCUGUAAUCUUGAUGCUCCUGACAAUGAGGCCUCGAAGGAGAGUUGCAGCAAGCUCAAUGCUGCUAUAACUGUGAUACAUGAGUGUUUUGAGCCUGUGAAAGAUCCUCAUACCAACAGUAACCUCGUUGAAGAUGUAAUUUUCUGUAGAGGGUCAGAGCUUAACCGAUCAAACUUCAGAGGGUUCUACACCGUGCUUUUGGAGAGAAAAAAUAAAAUAGUCUGUGUGGCUACUUUAAGGGUUUAUGGAGAAAAAGUGGCUGAAUUACCUCUUGUUUGCACCAGGUUUAAGUAUCGUAAACGUGGAAUGUGUCGCAUAUUGAUGGGUGAGCUUGAAAAACAGCUGAUGGCACUCGGAGUGGAGAGGCUAACUUUGCCUGCAGCUCCUACUGUGCUCAAGACGUGGACAACUUCAUUUGGGUUUUCAAAGAUGACAGAUUCUGAGAGGCUACAGUUUCUAGAUUAUGCUUUCUUGGAUUUCCAAGAUACCAUCAUGUGUCAGAGACUCUUAAGGAAGAAUCCUGAAGCAGAAAUUGUGUACCAAAGGCCUGUGGAAAGUGUAGCCAGCCCUGGCAAAUUUAAUACCAAGUGUUUGGACGAAGAAGCGAAUUUUCAGAAGCCCAGCAGCGGCAGCGGUAGCGGCAGUUAUUAUUCCAAGUGCUACAAGAGGAAGAACAUAUCAUUCUGUGGGAGCCAAAGCAGUGACAAUUCCGAGUGCUGCAAGAGGCUGAAGAUAUCAGCCUGUGAGACUCGAGUCCCAUUCCAUGAUGCACCUUGGAGAAAUCAAUUUAAAACUGUUCUAGCUUAA
Messenger RNA from Alnus glutinosa, 2430 nucleotides. Its product is annotated as increased DNA methylation 1-like. The record is from RefSeq and is a predicted model, not a curated record. Gene Ontology annotation, molecular function: transcription corepressor activity; acyltransferase activity, transferring groups other than amino-acyl groups. The transcript has a single exon. Lineage: Eukaryota; Viridiplantae; Streptophyta; Magnoliopsida; Fagales; Betulaceae. The coding region runs from base 1 to 2430 and encodes 809 amino acids. Gene Ontology annotation, biological process: negative regulation of DNA-templated transcription.